AUGAGAAUGUAUGGUGAUGAAAUUUUUCCAAAAUAAAAAAAUGAAAAUCCUAAAAGCAUAUUCUUAUGUUUAUUUGCAUUAUAAAGGGGUGAGUAAGUAUUAUUUUGGGACAAACAAUUUCACAAGGUUGUAUCUAGAACAAGAACACCAACUACAACAAGGGUUUUUUCAGUUUCUCGUUGAAAUCGAAAACACAAACAAACAAUAUGGGCAGAAAAUUCUUCGUCGGCGGCAACUGGAAAUGCAAUGGCACCACUGAUGAGGUGAAGAAGAUUGUUACUACUUUGAAUGAAGCUAAGGUCCCUGGUGAAGAUGUUGUUGAAGUUGUUGUGAGCCCCCCUUAUGUGUUCCUUCCCGUUGUGAAAAGUUUACUCCGCUCUGACUUCCAUGUUGCUGCUCAAAACUGUUGGGUUCGCAAAGGUGGUGCUUAUACCGGAGAGAUUAGUGCUGAAAUGCUUGUUAAUUUGGAUAUUCCCUGGGUUAUUCUUGGUCACUCUGAACGAAGGCAGCUUCUAAAUGAAUCAAAUGAGUUUGUCGGAGAUAAAGUUGCGUAUGCACUUUCACUAGGGAGGAAAGUUAUUGCUUGCAUCGGUGAGACUCUUGAGGAGCGUGAAGCUGGAACAACAAUCGCUGUUGUUGCUGAGCAAACAAAGGCAAUUGCAGCUAAAGUAUCAAAUUGGGAUAAUGUUGUUUUGGCCUAUGAGCCAGUUUGGGCCAUUGGUACAGGAAAGGUUGCAACUCCUGCUCAGGCUCAAGAGGUCCAUGCUGAUUUAAGGAAAUGGGUUCACGACAAUGUGAGUGCUGAUGUUGCUGCUUCACUCAGAAUUAUCUAUGGAGGUUCUGUAAAUGGAGGAAACAGCAAAGAAUUGGCAUCACAGCCCGAUGUUGAUGGAUUUUUGGUUGGCGGUGCUUCUUUGAAGCCGGAGUUCAUUGACAUCAUCAAUGCCGCAACUGUGAAGAACUGAAAUUCUUAGGCAGGAACUUUCAUGCUGCCUUCCAAGCUGCUUCAGAAAUUUCUGUUGAGUUUUGUUUCGGUACUAAAUAAAUGAUUUUCUUUUACAACAUCCGUGGACAAUGAAUUAGAUUUUGGUUAAGUUUCUAAUGCAGAGAUAUUGUACUGCCAUAACAUUUGUUUCUAAUGCAGAAAUAUUGUACUGCCGUAACAUUUGGUCGGUAAAUAAUGUUGAACACCAGUGUUUUACUUCUUUUCUUACUUCCGAUGAUACCCGUGUUAUUUGGACAGUGUUUUGUCUUUGGAGGAUAUGAAUCAUUAGAAUGAGAAAAUUUUAAAUA
Molecule: messenger RNA, 1293 nt
Organism: Cicer arietinum (chickpea)
Lineage: Eukaryota; Viridiplantae; Streptophyta; Magnoliopsida; Fabales; Fabaceae
Product: triosephosphate isomerase, cytosolic
Biological process (GO): glyceraldehyde-3-phosphate biosynthetic process; glycerol catabolic process; gluconeogenesis
Cellular component (GO): cytosol
Molecular function (GO): triose-phosphate isomerase activity
Source: RefSeq, a predicted model, not a curated record